AUGGAGGAAUUGCUAAUGUCGAUAGUGAAGGAAGCGAUAGGCAGUAAGCUGCAAAAUCUGAAACAGGCUGCACAAAUCGCACACGAGAAACUGUCCCGCCAGCAUGGUAUGCACCGGGACCCAUCCUACGAGUUGCGCUCGGUUUGCUUUACGGCGCUGCAAAUGGCGCUCGAGACAAAACGGCCGAAAUUUAUAACCUAUGGACUGAACGGUUUGCAUCGCAUCAUCCGGGAGGAGCGGUUUUUUAUCGGGAUGGAACCGGAGGAUGACUCACUGUGGCUGCCAGCCCAGUUGCUGCGUGCCACAUCCAGUCUCUCCACCAUCGCGAACGAAGAUACGGUGGUGAACGUGCUGCGGUUGAUCUUGGCGAUGGCCUGCUCGCAGACAUGCACACUCAACGGUCGUCUACUGAUUGAAAUGCUGUCCAAGUGUGGCGAAUGCUGGGAGAAUGGUUCACGCGCAGUUAAGGCGGCCUCGUUGGCCGCCGGCAGCCAAUGUUUGCGUACCUUCUGCGCGUUCCUGAAGGACGAGGCAGAGGAGAUCGUGCGCCUAGACCCGACAGGCAUCAUCAGCCUUGGCAUGGCGGCCGCUGUGUACAACGAGGUGAUACCGGUGAUGCAGUGGCUGUGCAGCAGACUGGUGGAACCGGCCAACGGUAACACCAAGGCGAGUGAGAGUGCCGCGAACAGCUCACUCUACCUCAUGGAGUGCAUACUAACGCUGGUAGUGUCGUUGCCGUCCGAUGUGCACGCCAAUCCCCACUUUACUGCAUUUCUGUGGCAAAAAUUCUGCCCCACCCUGGCCGCAACGAUGGGUUCACCGGGGCGUGUGAACAAGGACAAGAAAUUUACUUACCGGGAUGCGAUUCAUCUGAUCGAAAGCGAGAACAGAGGAUUCUUUACACGACCGGGUUUGGACGGUCCGCAGGCUCGUUGUAUCUAUUUGACAAGCAUUCAGCUACUGCGGAUAGCGGGUGCACAAGGCAGCUUAAGACCAAUGCUAGAAGCAUUGUUUCAUCGGAUGCUCCUGCUACCAGUGCCUAGUAACAGGGCGGAACCUUUGCGCUAUGCGCGAGAAAUCUUUAAAUCACCCGAACGGCUUAUUGAUCUCGCCAUAAUUCUCUACCCGGAUAAGACCCAGAGCAGCAGCGACGAUAUGGCACUAUUCCGGCUGUUGAUUGACGCAAUGGAAGAGUGUGCGGCAGCUUGGCAUCAUGGUAGUGCCUCAGUGUACGGUGCACUUAGCUCGAGUGUGGAGUGUGUGGUAGCCCUGCUCGAAAGCUUGCAGAUUCUUUCAUCUGGCAACUUUGACGAAUCACAAAUCGGCGAUCGAAUUGCAGAAACGGUGAACGAACGUUAUACGACACUGUCGGAUGCUGACUACACCGGUCCACUCACGUAUCAAUCGAUGACCCGUUUACCGCCACCAUACCGGGACGCAGUAGCCGAACUGCGCCAGAGUGGCUUUGAAUCAUCGUCAGAGUCGGAUGCAGAUGGUCCACUGGAGCAAGGUACGAUUGAUCCGGAGUUGGGUUCGGUUGGUUCUGGUGAUACCGAGGGCCCAGAGGACGAGACACAUUCGUCCGGUGACGACGUGUCGUCCAAAACCAGCCAGGGCAACUGGCUGUGGGCGCACAUAGACGACUCUGGAUCGAGUGGCCGUUCUGAUGGUGAUUGUGACAGACAACAUGCGAGAGAUUUUGCUGGCAUUCUGGCAGGGGAGCUUGUGUCAUCGUUGCUGCGGCUCAAGACGUCCAUCGAGAUCGAUGAAGCAGUUCAGGAGUUUGCGUCGCGAGUUUGCCAGCGUAAUAGUGCUACGCGCGGUGACGGCGAUUACGGUGCGCUCACUGCGCUCAACGCUGACGGCAUUUAUCUAGCGACCUAUUCGGCACUUCUGCUGGCACUGCAACUGGUCAGCGGAGGCCACUACGACGAGGACGGUGGUGGUGGAUGCAGUGACGGCCAAAAGCCGUCAGCGAUACCACUCACCGAACAGCAAUUUGUAACCUCGGUGCAGAAUUCUGGAAUACUAGUAUACCUGUCUGCAGCAUGGCUUCGCGAGCUUUACCAGUGCAUCCUAGCAGCAAAUCCGCUGCAAGCGCUGAGCGUCACGCUGCGUGUCGGUGAGCAGACAGGCACGCAUUGCGCGCUGCUCGACAUGCUGCAUGAUGCAGGCGGUACCGGCCCCACACAGAUGCUAUCUGACUGGCAGCGGCUACAAUCGGUGGUACGGAUACAUAGCGAACAGACCCCCAAACAACGAGCAGCCCGUAAGAUCGCUCGCCGUCUGCUAACCUGCUGCUGGGAUUCGAUGGUGGCGGUGCUGACGGCUGGAUUAGGAGAGGUAGACGGCUCGCCCACGACUCGUCUAGUGAAGCUGUCUAAAAAGACGCUGCGUGUACGCAAGGAAACGCGUGGCUCGGGAGAAACACUGUAUGCGCUGAGCCUGGAUGGACUCCACGCGGCAGCGACGCUUAGUAACGCUCUCAGCCUGCAGCACUUGGCAGGGAAAAUUAUCAAUCUUAUCGCCUCGAACGUAUGUCAGAAUGCAGGCCCCAAGAUCCCGGCCAGCCACGCGCUCUCUAUGGAUGUGGUAUUAUCGGGAGGGCUCGAGUUGGGUUCCCACAGCGCCGACUGCUGGUUGCCGGUGUUUUCCGUGUGUCGUCACGUAACCCAGCUCGAGCAUGAUCUGUUCAGUUCGCAAAACAAUAACACUAACGUUGGUAAUGCUUCGGGCGUCGGGCAAUGUAAAGACGCGUCGGACCAGCAGUUCGGCAAGAACGAGGCACAGUCGGACAGGCAGCACCUUUCACUUUACUCUGUAGAUGAGGAUGAAACAUGCGUCGACGUUUACAGCUUUCUGCAGGCACCGAACACAAAUGCCAAUAUUAACGUUAUCACUAUAUUGAAGGCGUACUCUGGAAAUGAUGCGGUAAACCUGACGCAGCCGGAUACAGCCAAAAUGCUGUGCGCACUGUCACACCAAGCCGACGUACUAUUUUCGGAGGCCGCAGAACGGCUCAGCCUGCCCGCCCUACAGCAGUUCCUCAGGAGCUUAUGCAAAGCAUCAAGGGAGCAGCUUUAUCGCAGUACGUCGCUCAAGAAAGGUAAAAAGUCCUGGUGGCUCGGACGACCGUGGAAAAUUAAGAACGAUUCUUUGCCGCUGUCGUUACUGUUGCAUCGCGUCGGAGAUGUAACAUUAAAGGUGUUCCGAGGUCCCCGUCCACUGUUGCAUGUGCUCAAAGUUUGGGCAAUUACUGGGCCACACCUGAUGGAUGCCGCUUGUCACAAGGAUCGCAGUAUCUCGAAGCGUGCGAUUGAAUACAUUCACGAUAUAAUUACAGCGCUGUUGGUUGAGCAGACUGAGUUGCCACACUUUCAUUUUAACGAGGCGUUGCUUAAGCCGUUUGAAAAUUUACUCAGCAUGGACUCCUGUGACAUUGACGUUCAGGAUCAAAUUGUAGCAUGUCUGUAUGAGAUUGUUGAAGCACACCGUACGGAGAUACGGUCAGGCUGGAGGCCUCUGUUUGGUACGCUGCGUACUGCCCGAAACCGGCCGGUACAUUUGUCCAACAUCAUCGACAUCUUUCGCGUAUUUCUCGAAACGGACAACAUGCUGGUAUUCGCUAACGCGGGGCUCGAUUGCAUCCUCUGUCUGCUAUCGUAUCUGGAGAUCUCCGGCAGCGGACCAUCGGCGGCCGACCACGGCCAAUACCCGGCAACGGGCCCGGAAGACAUAUCGCUAACGAUGCGCUCAGGCGACUUCCUGUACGAUGCACUCAAAUUUCUUGAGCGUUGCGCGACCAUAUUGGACUUUAUGUACAACAUGCCACAGUGCCCAAAUUUGCACUCCACCUACAAAAUCAAAGGCAUUACCUAUACGCACAUAAUUGACGCGAACAUACCAAACUCGAUGGAAAACUUUACGUUCUUCGGACAGGACUAUCUGCAAAACACUAACGAACAGUGCAUGAUCAGCUAUCGCUCGCUGCACAUCGACAAGGAGUCGAUUAGGAAAAUAGACGAUCUUGACCGGCCGAGCGGUGUACUGAAAGUGUGGUUUCUCCUGCUGGAUGGUCUCACAAACUCCUUAAUCGUGUGCCCAAUCGCACACCAAUCGCCAAUACUGCAGUCUAUAUUUAAACUAUUUAAGGCACUCAUGAUUAGCCCGGGCGUGGAGUUUGGAUUCUACUGCAUCAACCACCUGCUGAUACCGAUGAUUCAGGACUGGUUGCGGUACGUGAAUAAGGCGCAGAAAAACUGGAUACUGAUAGAUAAAAACUUUAAGCAUUGCUGCUGCAUGACUACUGAUCUGGUGGUAGACUUUCUCGCGAAAUCGCAAUCGCUCGAAACGCUGGGUGAUCGAGUGGUGAUCGGUAGCGAGUCAUUGCUCGGCCACAACACGCUAACUACAUCGCCACCAUCUACUGCUAGAUCGAACAUGCGAGGAUCGUCAGAUGGGAAGUACCAGCGUCAAAGCAAAUCCCACGAUGAUGAUCAAUCAGCUGGCAAGGCAUUCUCCUCGUUCCGUCUCCCUAGUUCAGCCAUAUUAGCACUGAAGCAGCUACUGCUGGUGCUAAUCGAAUGUUCUGCCCAGUCACAAGAAACAAUCGCAAGGGUCGGUGUCUCCUGCAUGAAACACAUCAUCUUCUCCGCCGGUUAUAUGUUCGAUGAAGAUCAGUGGGUGAUUAUCGCAUCCGCCAUCCAUCGGGCCAGCACGGUCUCGAUGGCACCACUGAAACAGCUAAUAUUUGCGUUCAAUCGCAACUCCAACAGUUUCUAUGGCGAUUGCGCGAACGUGAAGGUAGCUGCUCGACGGGACAGUACGCCCGAGGAACUGCAGCGGAUUCAUUCGUUGGCGCAGCAAGUGUUCCUGAUGGACACACAGCGAGAUGCGCUUGGUGGGCGUAAUCUUGCAGUACCACAAGAAGACAGAUCGUACUCGUUUUUGCUGUACCCGUUACAGUGCAAUGGAGGGAUUGCACCGUCGGUAACUACCACUACCGCUGGAUCUACGCACGCGUCCGGGAUAUCCUCGUCGUACGGACUAGCAGUAGACUGCUACAUAAUUCGCAUUCCAUAUCGCAAUUUGAUUGUUGGCAUGCUUGCCAGCCAGAUGUUGCUGCAGUUGAUCGCAAAUAUUUUACUGAGCGGUCUGUCGAACGUGCCGAGUGAGCUCAACACCUGCUUCUAUACCAGCGGAGCGGAAGCAUCCACUGGUGGUUCAGGCGCGGCUCCACAAAACAGUUCCAACGGGUCGAAAACACUAUUCUACCUCGGACAGAAUAGCAGAGAGAUAUUGUUGCGUGCGUUGCGCCAGUUCCUGAUUGCGGCAGUCGAGUUUGAUACACGGCCCGGGUUGAAGUUCCUGAUACAGAAGGUAUCUGGCAUUGAUUAUGCCGCCAAUCUGUACAAACAGAUGAACUCAUCGUGGAUAAUUCACUACAUGGCGCUGGUGGAUAUGUAUCUUAACAACGUGCGCAUACAUAACCUCACAGCCGAGGACGUUCGAUAUCUGCUAAGUUCGUGUUGCGACCAGUACUCGUCCGGACUGUAUCCGAAGGGUGACGAGAAAUGUAUCCAUUAUCUAUUUGCAUUGCGAGAUUUAUGGGAGAUGAUCGCAGACCACUUCAUACAACACCUCGAGAGUGAUCGCGAACGCAACUUUUCUCGCAAACCGCAUAAAUAUUCGGAAGUUUCUGAAGAAUCGGACAAUCAAUUCGGCGAGAAUCGCGAUGGCACUGAGCCGGGCAUCGUGUACUAUGCGGACCAGUUAAGCGAAGACAGUGGACACCAGGCAUCGGGAUUGAAACAAAGUAACGAAGGCAUUCCCACUAGGAGAGAAACGAAAAAUUUAUCACAUCCGCAUCAUCCUUGCUACUUGCCGAACACGAACGGACAGCCGGCGCAAGAGCAGGCAAAGGAGUUUGAGCCACUGAAUCAACAACAACCGGACCAAACGGAACAGCCGCAUGUGUUGAACAAUGCGACCAAAUGCGAAAAUCAACCAGCAACGACCACAGCGGAUAGUGAGCGACAGAAACAGUCCGUACCGCCGGAAAUUGAACAACAGCGUGCACUCAGUAUCCAGAAAGACGUAUCGCAUAAAACAUCUGCCUUAAGACAGCUUAUCGUUGCUUCUAUUGAGUUGAUUAAGCUUUUGCCGAACGAGCAGUCGGAGUUUCUACAGUUGCUGCUUACACCCCGAAUCCGUGAAGCGUUUCACUUUGUCGAGGAAAAGAAUCCAUUCCUAUCGCUGGACGCACAUAACUAA
Anopheles marshallii is the source of this 6273-nucleotide messenger RNA. Its product is annotated as brefeldin A-inhibited guanine nucleotide-exchange protein 3. Gene Ontology annotation, molecular function: guanyl-nucleotide exchange factor activity. The transcript is spliced from 7 exons. NCBI's taxonomy places the organism in Eukaryota, Metazoa, Arthropoda, Insecta, Diptera, Culicidae. The coding region runs from base 1 to 6273 and encodes 2090 amino acids. Gene Ontology annotation, biological process: regulation of ARF protein signal transduction. The record is from RefSeq and is a predicted model, not a curated record.